AUGCUUCGCGCGUCGCUCGCGACCCUUCGCCGCGGCGCCCGCGCGGGCGUCGCGUCCCCCGCGACGCAGCUCCAGCAGAUCCGCCGGCUGAACAUCCACGAGUACCAGGCACGCAGCGCGGAGCUGAUGGCUCAGUACGGCGUCCGCGUCCCCCCCGGGAUCGCGUGCACGACCCCGGACGAGGUCGCCGCCGCGGCGGCGAAGCUCAGCGGCGAAUCCGGCGAGGUAGUCGUGAAGAGCCAGGUCCUCGCCGGCGGCCGCGGCCUCGGCACGUUCACGUCCGGGCUCAAGGGCGGCGUGCACAUCGUCCCCGCCGCGGAAGCCAAGACGCUCUCCGAGAAGAUGCUCGGCCAGACGCUCGUCACGAAACAAACCGGCGCGGCGGGCAAGCCGGUCAACACGCUCAUGGUCGCGGAGAAGAUGAAGCUCGUGAACGAGAUGUACUUCGCGAUUCUUCUCGACCGCGCGUCCGCGGGGCCGAUGAUCAUCGCGUGCAGCGAGGGCGGGACUUCGAUCGAGGACCUCGCGGAGAGCCAUCCGGAAAAGAUCAUCAAGAUGAAGGUCGACGUGAACCGGGGGCUCACGACGGAUCAAGCGCUGGAGCUCGCGCGCGGGUUGAAAGUCUCCGGGAGCGCGGACGACGCGGCGGCGCAGCUCAAGGCGCUGUACGCCGUCUUCGAGAAGAGCGACUGCACGAUGCUCGAGGUGAACCCGCUCGCGGAGACGGACGAGAAGCUCCUCAUCGCCGCGGACGCCAAGCUCAACUUUGACGACAACGCCGAGUACCGCCAACGCGAGCUGUUCGCGCUGAGGGACCACUCGCAGGAAGACCCGAGAGAGGUCGCCGCGGGGAAGUUCGACUUGAACUACAUCGGGCUGGACGGUAACAUCGGGUGCAUGGUCAACGGCGCCGGGCUGGCGAUGGCGACGAUGGACAUCAUCUCCCUGCACGGCGCGUCUCCGGCGAACUUUUUAGACGUCGGCGGCAACGCGAGCGAGGAGCAAGUCGUCGAGGCGUUUAAGAUUCUCACCGCGGACGUCAAGGUGAAGGCGCUGCUCGUGAACAUCUUCGGCGGGAUCAUGAAGUGCGACGUCAUCGCGUCCGGUAUCGUGAACGCGGCGAAGCAGGUGGGGAUCAAAGUUCCUCUCGUCGUGCGUCUCGAGGGCACGAACGUCGAGGCGGGGAAGGAGAUUCUCGCCGAGAGCGGUCUGAACAUCGUCAGCGCGGACGACCUGGACGACGCCGCGAAGAAAGCCGUCGCCGCGCUCGCGUGA
Micromonas pusilla CCMP1545 is the source of this 1275-nucleotide messenger RNA. RefSeq lists its product as uncharacterized. Gene Ontology annotation, cellular component: succinate-CoA ligase complex. Gene Ontology annotation, biological process: succinyl-CoA metabolic process; tricarboxylic acid cycle. NCBI's taxonomy places the organism in Eukaryota, Viridiplantae, Chlorophyta, Mamiellophyceae, Mamiellales, Mamiellaceae. The coding region runs from base 1 to 1275 and encodes 424 amino acids. The record is from RefSeq and is a predicted model, not a curated record. The transcript is spliced from 3 exons. Gene Ontology annotation, molecular function: ATP binding; metal ion binding; succinate-CoA ligase (ADP-forming) activity.